AUGGCAGCAACUACGAAUAGAUCCAGAGGGCUUCGUGAAAUAACAGGACCUACACCUCAUAGCGUAGCAUUGGUCGCUCGUCCUCGCCCUUUUCGUUCAUCAGAUCAUAUCGUAAUGGCAUCACAAAGACGAGAAAACAUACGCAAUGAUGCUUUAGAAAUCUUGGCUACUACUAAGAAAACAGAUAUGAAGGCUAACUGGGAAAACAGCACACAAAAGAAGAUCAUGCGAAAUCACAUCAAUAGAAAAAUGGAUGAAGCUAGUCAAGAAAGACGCCUUGCUUUAGAGGAAAGACGAGAUCACUUACGCGAACUACUUUAUUGCGAGGAACAGCAAUAUUUACAAGAAUUAGCUUCAUUGGAAGAAACUACAAUAGAAAGACAAGCUAAAAUGAGGGAAAGAGCCAAAUAUUUAAGAGAAAAGAGAGAAAUAGAAAGGCAAAAGCUGGUUGAAGAAAAAUUGGACCAACAAUUCAGAGAACAGUGCCAAGAACUGAGAACCUUACAGUCCAAGCGAAUUGAAGUGGAAGUUGCCAAAGAGAGGCAGUAUCAAAUAAAUGUUAAGGAAUUACAAACACAAGAACACAAGAACGAAGAAAAAAUAUACGCGGAUUUAUGGGAGAAGGACCGUUUAGCUAAAUUACAACGAGAAGAAAAUGAAGCUAUGGAGCUUCAUAAGCGAAAUAAGCAAAUUUUGGAGACUCAAACUAUGCAGAUGGGAGCAUUAGAAGCACGUAAGAAAGAACUGCUUAAACUGAAAGAAGAUGAAGCGAAACUGAUGGCGGAAGAAGCUAAACUACGAGCCCUAGAAGAAAAAAGAAUGUUGCAAGAAAAAAUAGCUCGCCAAGCCGAAACUAGGAAGAUUCAUGAGCAAUCAUUAAGACUGAAAAUGAGAAAACAAGCUAAAGAAUUACAGGAAGAGUUAGAUACAGACAUGAAAAUUUUAGAACAAUUAAUGCAAGAAACAAGAACUGAAGAAAAGCAAGAAAGGGAAAGAAAGACUGCUUUACGCGAAGAAACUAUGAGAUAUCACGAAUAUCUUAAACAACAAAAAUUAGAAGAACAACGAAGAGAGAAGGAAUUGGACACAUUAGUAAAUACUGAGAUUGAAAAACAAUGGCAGAAACGAGAUCAGCAAAGGCGACGAGAAACUGAAGCUCGUAAUAAAUUGAUGGCUGAAGUAUUCGAAACCAGAAGACAACAAUUACAAAUUAAAUUACAAGAAAACCGAGAACGCCAGGCUAAAGAAGCAAUUGCCCGUCAGGAGCUACUGGACAGUAUGGAGGAGCACAAACGCUUGGAAUUACACCAAAAAUUAGAAAGAAAAGAGCAUGAUUUAGCCUACAGACGUGAUUUAGAAAUGCAAAUCAAUUAUCAAAGCCGUAUCAAAGAUACUGAAAGAUUACGACAGCGAAAACAUGAUCAAAUUGAAGUUACGGCAGAGGAAAACUAUCAACGCAAAUUAAACUACGCAUUAGACAACGUGCGCCUAGAAAAUGAGCAUCCUUGGAGAACGAUGCUCAGGAAUCAAUCAAAAGCUACCUAAUUUACAGCAAGGCAAAAAUUGGCAGAUUAUGAAUUGACUACACAAAUAGACUUCAUCUUAGCUGACUUGCAACUGAAAUAAAUAUGCAAUAAGUAUAAGGAUCAAAAGAAUAACUAAUUAAAUCAACAUGCCGUGUAAUGUAUAUAGUAAAUACAAAUCUUUCCAUAUUGUCUGGCUUGCGAACAUGUCUUACAGCUAAAG
This is a messenger RNA of Trichoplax adhaerens, 1746 nucleotides long. RefSeq lists its product as uncharacterized. The record is from RefSeq and is a predicted model, not a curated record. The transcript is spliced from 12 exons. Lineage: Eukaryota; Metazoa; Placozoa; Uniplacotomia; Trichoplacea; Trichoplacidae. The coding region runs from base 1 to 1545 and encodes 514 amino acids.